Molecule: messenger RNA, 1406 nt
Organism: Amphibalanus amphitrite
Lineage: Eukaryota; Metazoa; Arthropoda; Thecostraca; Balanomorpha; Balanidae
Product: coatomer subunit zeta-1-like
Exons: 5
Coding region: 431-922 (163 amino acids)
Biological process (GO): retrograde vesicle-mediated transport, Golgi to endoplasmic reticulum; intra-Golgi vesicle-mediated transport; intracellular protein transport
Cellular component (GO): COPI vesicle coat
Source: RefSeq, a predicted model, not a curated record
GAAAAACAGGAGAGAAAAGCAACAUAACUUUUAGAUUUUAGACCAAUACAGAAAGUCGAGCUCCAACCUUGAAUCGAGCACGACACCACACAACAGUUUGCUUUUAUUAGUGAUCGCUCAAUAGCUGCACAAGUGGUCUUCGACCUCAUCCAUAUCAUACAACGCUGGCACUUGGCACCUCAUUUCAUUUCAAAGCUUCACAGAUAAAAAAAAAACAAUAAGACCUAUAUGAAAGACAAGCUUCAAAUAAUGUUGGUGAAAAAAGUGUACGGGUCAAUAGUGUUCAGCAAGACAAGAACAUUUUCUAAUGCGUUGGGGACUGACAGAACUGCAGUUUGGGCGCUAACAGGAAACUGAAGACCAGUGCUAUGCAUAAAUGAUAAAGCAAGAUACCUUUUGAAAGGAUCCAUCAUUGUACUGUGUGAAGGGCAUGGUCAUCCUGGACAAUGAUGGCAACAGAAUUCUCACCAAGUACUAUGACAAGGAGACCUUCCCUACUGCAAAGGAGCAAAAGGCUUUUGAAAAGAACCUCUUCAGCAAGACGCAUAGGGCGAGCGCCGAAAUUAUCAUGCUGGAUGGCCUGACCUGCAUCUACAAGAGCAAUGUGGACCUCUUCUUUUAUGUCAUGGGUAGCUCACAGGAAAAUGAGCUCAUUUUGAUGACAGUGCUGAACUGUCUCUAUGAGUCAGUCAGCAUGAUUUUGAGGAAGAACGUUGAGAAGCGGGCACUUCUGGACAACAUUGACGUUGUCAUGCUGGCCAUGGAUGAGAUUUGUGACAACGGUAUCAUCAUGGAGGCCGACUCGGGCGCGGUACUACAGCGGGUGGCGGUCCGUACAGACGAUAUCCCACUCGGGGAACAGACGGUGGCCCAGGUGCUUCAGUCGGCCAGAGAGCAGCUGAAAUGGAGUCUGCUGAAGUAACACCGCCCGCUGCACCUUCUGAUCACCGACUCCGCUCUUGCGGAAUACACAGAGAGACGGAGUGGGACCACCGUCGGGAGAGACCGUGACAGGCGAGGGGCAGGGCUAAGUGUCAGAUGGGUUGGAGUGGCUACCGCACCGUGUUUUGUACUUUGUAGAUUGGUUUGAAGGGAUGGAUAGGAAAGGCGACUGCGUCACGGGCGUAUGACGAUUGGAUGAAGUUGGAUUGGAGAGAGCGGCCCCUGCUCCCAAAGACGCGUCGGGUGUUGCCGCUGGAUGAAAAAAGGGGACGGCGUUGGGGAGAGUCGGUGUUGCAUUCCGUCGAGUGUCUUGGUGUAGUUGCCGCGACACUGGAUCUGUUUGUUUUGUGCCGGUUAUAUUUAAAAUGAAAAGAACACGGACGAUAGACGUGUCUACAUGUGGCGGAAAUGCUGCUAAGUAGUUGAUGGUUUGAUACAAUUAUCAAUAAACAAGCUAUGUUGAC